Messenger RNA from Coccinella septempunctata (seven-spotted ladybird), 4352 nucleotides. RefSeq names its product nuclear pore complex protein Nup160 homolog (gene Nup160). NCBI's taxonomy places the organism in Eukaryota, Metazoa, Arthropoda, Insecta, Coleoptera, Coccinellidae. Gene Ontology annotation, cellular component: nuclear pore. Bases 115 to 4293 code for a protein of 1392 amino acids. Gene Ontology annotation, molecular function: structural constituent of nuclear pore. The record is from RefSeq and is a predicted model, not a curated record. The transcript is spliced from 17 exons.
AGCCCGCUAAGUCGUGGGAGAAAUAGGUUAUGUUUAUGUCUUUUAAAUGUGGAAUUGAAUUUCAUGUUUUAUGGGAUUUAUAAGUGAAACAAAGCACACUUUCAUCACUCAAAAAUGAGUGAAUAUCCGUUAAGUUACCGUGAAGUAAUCCCUGACCAAACAGGAUCAGAAGUAUGGCGAGAAAUCACAUUAAAUACUGGUGGAACCCAAAGCAUUCUACAAGAUAUAAAGUUGGUCGAUAAAGCUAACGGUUUUUGCUACAAGGAUUCUUCAAAACACUUCACCAGAAAUCGUUUCAUCUACUGGCGCAUCAGUAAUGAUACCGUAGAAUUUGUAGAGCAUAGCUUAGAUAUAAACCUAUCCAACAACCGUGUGAGGUACAAGUUUGUGGAUACCCCAGUGUUAGAUGGAAUAUCUGUCCAUGAAACAGCAGAUAGUGUUAUAGUUUUAGUUCCAACAGUUUGUAGUGUGCAUCAGUUGAUAUUUCCACAUCCGAGAAGGUUGCACAAAUCAGAUGAACUGCUUGGGAUCCAUUCAGAUGUAUCUGCUCUUUCCAUUUUUGCAGAUGCUAAUGAGUCAGAUGCUAGAAAACCAUCUUCAUACUUUAUAUUUACUCCUCCAAGCUCAGUCAAUUCACAGCUACCCUAUUUAGCAACCUCCACCUACUCACCGUAUGUUGAAGAAUGCAUCUUUGUCCUCGCUUAUCCAUCUGGAGAAACAAUACUAAUUCAUCAAACGAAAGAUUCACAAAAUUACGUGUCAGAACUCAAAAAUGAAUCCAUCGUUCCACGGUUCCUCUCAGGUUUAGCAGAGAAAUUCAGGCAGAGGACGAAUGAUGGUGAUAAAGUGGUCAGUUUAGUUCUUCAUACUGUCGGUAUGGAAACUUUUGCCAUCACCCUCACUCGCGAUGGUCAUUUGAAAUUUUGGUCGUGCUCGAAAGUUCAAUGCGUUUCUGUUAUAAAUAUAUUAUCGGAAACAGGGGACUACUCAACGAAUUCGCAACAGGGAACCCAAAAUCAUGUGUUGAGGAAAGCUGUUGAUAGUAUUGAUAAACACUGUUUAUUAUCUGUAUUUUUGUCGAAUCAAAAUCAAUUUCACAUUAUAAGACCAGUAUUUUAUGAAGAUCAAAUAAGAGUGAAUAGAAUCCACAGUCUUUAUGCACCAGAAAAUGAUCUGAUCGAUAUGAGUCUAACUAUGACAAGAAUAUGGUCUAUAUGGCGUGGUGAAGAAGGGGACUGUAAGGUAUACAGUACAUGCUUACAACAAGGUGACAAUGAUGUCAGAGAUUGGACCCCCAUAAUUCUAGAAGAACCACCAGAAAGUCAACCUCCAAUGCUUGAUAGUGAAGCUGACCCCAGUCAAGUUUAUCUACAAUAUAUUUUCCAUCCAGGAAGAUUUCCUCUACAUGUUAUCAACAAAGCAUUGAAUACAUACAAGAGGUCCACAAUACUGACAGACCUCAAUCUCUCUCCGGCAGUUUUAAAAGAGAAAAUAACAUUCGCGGUUCACAAUGAAAUACAGAAGGAAUUAAAAGAAACCGAAGUUGGCUACGAUGAAUUCUUGCAAUGUGCUUGCUGGUGUUGGGAAAGAUUUUAUUCCUGUUGCGAGCAGUAUAAUGCUGCAGGAUUGAAACCCCUGGGAAUCCUUCUUCUACCCGGCGUUUCCGGGGCUGUUUUCUUGAAAAAAUCGGCUUUUUCGUUCUUCAGACCAUUGGAUACUCUCGAAUAUAUGUUGCUUUGUAGUGACUAUAUGUCGGAAUAUCAAUUCCUUCAGCAGGAUGGAAUUUCGGAAGAUGUUAACCUCAUUCCGGACAUGAUGGCAAUCUUGGAGGUUAUCGUGUACCUGAACUCGCAAAUGAGCGAUAUGUUCAGCUAUACCUUCGAGAAAGAACUUCAUAACCUAAGAUUCCCCGAUGUUGUCAUGGAGGAACUCCUGGACAACAUACAAUCGGAGAUCGACAGCGAAUUUACCGGUCAUGUGUCCAGGAUGCUUGGCAAAUGUAGAGACCUCUACCAAGCGAUGCACAAACUACUGGAGUUGGUCAGAGACGCUCACAAAGUCCCGGAUGCGGAAGAUCAGAAAUGCAACAAUACCCUUGCGUAUCUGUUCACGUCUCAACUGGGAGUCUCCAUGGUCAAUCAGAGUCUUCGUCAGCAGGCACAAACAAGAUUCAACAUUUGCCGUAACCUGCUUCUUAUCAGUAACAUCCUGUUGAAAAGACAGGAAUUGCCUUGGGACGUUCUCGAGUCUGUGAGGUCGGUGUGUUCGCCUGACAUUGUGGUUUUGACUCAAGCGAGCUACGUUAUGUAUUGGUUAAGUGGUCUUCCAGCUCUACCGGUUUUAUCACACGAAUCCAUCACCAAGCGACUGGCACCGCUGAAACUGAACCCAGUUUUCAACAUAAGGAAUAACAAUAAUCAAGUGGUGUCCGUUUUGUCAUUGUUCAUCGGUUCCUCCGGAGGUCACGAGGCUCACAAGAGGUUUUGGAGAGUGAAGGAUCACGACGACAUUCAGCAUUGGCAUUUUUCCCUGUUGCCGUACUUGAGCCAACUCUUCCACAUAAUAUGGCCGGUCAGUAACUCUUCGCUAUUGGCGGAAUGGUUGCUCAGCAGCGGGCAGCAUGUCUGGCUUCAGGAGUACGUGAGGCUGUUGAGGAGUUGGUGCGAAUGGAACAACUGUACUAGAAACUUUUUGCUUGGUUGUUCGUUUCUACUCACCAGCGACAAUUACAAAGCCAGAGAAUUGUUUGAGUUGGCUGCUAAAGGUAUUCUCUCGGAUUCGUUUCUAGCAAGUAGAAUCCUUAGGAACGUUACCGACGAUGAUACUGGGAAAGCUUUCGUAACUUACUACCUGAAGGUUAUACAAUUGUUCGAACUGAAUAACGCCGAUGACUAUGCAAUUCAUAUAGCCAAUACCGCCCUGAGCAUCAUAGGUCCAGAGGAUCCACUAGCCGCCACUUUAUAUUCCAUAAAAUUCAAACAUCACCUCAAGUUGAAACAUUAUUCGCUGGCCUACGACGCCUUGAAUUCCAAUCCCGAUGAAGAGCGUAAAAGGGACAACUUGAGGGAUUUGGUCAAGUGUCUUUUGGACGGAAGGGAACUGAACACUUUGAUGAAUUUCAACUACGGUGAUUUGGAGGAACUUUUCCAUGAAAUUUUGUUGUCGAGGGCCAGAGCUUUAGACGUUGUCGAUAAUACAUUUUACGACUUUUUAUACGCCUAUCAUGUGAAGAGGGGACCUCCUUACUUCUUCAGAGCUGGCUCGAUCAUGUAUGAACAGGCGUUUAGGUUAAGUUAUAAUAAUAGUAUCGAAGCUUUGGAAAAGCAGGUUAAAUGUUACUUGGCUUCUUUGAAUAUACUCCGGUUGUGUAACAAAGAGAAAACGUUGGUAUCCAGACCCAAGGAUACAACAGAGGAAGAACUUUCUUUGUUACCGCCACAAUUGAGGUCAACUUCUGAUCAAAGCAGGAUUGCGGCGAAAAGUCAAAUGGAACUAGUCGGCUUAGACGAUAUCAAAAGAGAAUACGAUUUCGCUUGUGCCAAAUUGAAGUUGGCAAAAUAUUGUCCGCAAGUUUACGACAAUUUCGCAGUUACAAAUCCUAGCGAAUUAUUGGUGGCUCUUGUGUCUUGUGGAUUAUACCAGGUCGGUUUGAAUCUAUGCAAGAGUCUCGAUCUGCCGUACGACUUGGUGUUUGAUCAUCUCACCGGUCAAUGUAUAGUUCUCACCGAAGAUGAUAAUCCGGAUGUUCAACAUUGGAAUUGGAUAAUCAAGAAUGAGACGCAAGAUCUAUUGAUCAAUAACAAUAAUCCAGCAGACGUGGCUUGGUUGUUCCUUCAGCAGUUACUGGAGGAAUAUGAAGAACCUGGUUUAACAGUUUUGCAUAAAGUCGUUUGCAAGAAAAUUAUUCAGAUGGGGGCCUUUAUUCCUCAUUGGCUGUUUUCGUCCUACAAGAUUCGGAAUGCUGCUGAGCUUUUACGACUGUUACAUGCCACAGGAAGGUUGGAAGAGGCGAUAGAUGUCGCUAGCAAAUACAUGUUGGCCAUAAUGGGACAUGGAAAAGAGUAUUAUGGUCUGAAAGCAUCGAUGUGUCCUACAGGUGAUGUUGUUUAUUGUCCAGUUGGCCCAAUCAACAACCUCAUACUGGAAUUGGAGUUGCAGAUCGAGAAUAAUGUCGAAGAAUUCACAAAAGAUUACGAGUUUCUGAAGGACUUGUUCGCUAAAUACUUGGAGACCUCGAUAAGAAUUUCGAAUGAGAUGUGUAGAUACAGGAGUGCUGUUAUCAAUAAGAGUUGAUCGAAGAUGUUUUGAAGUGUAAAAUGUUCAAUUUUUUUAAUAAAUCGAAUUUCUUAUUU